This is a messenger RNA of Prorocentrum cordatum, 1368 nucleotides long. The record is from the annotation of a GenBank genome assembly. NCBI's taxonomy places the organism in Eukaryota, Dinophyceae, Prorocentrales, Prorocentraceae.
GAGGUUGACUGGGCGCACGGGCCUCACCGCAGCUACGCCCGCGCGAAGGACCGGGAGAUCCUCUCGCUGGCCGUGCCCGCGGUGGCCAGCUCCUCCAUGGACCCCCUGUUGUCGAUCAUCGACACGUACUGGGUGUCGUCGCGAUUGGGGACCCUUGCGCUGGCCUCCUUGGGGCCCGCCCUCAACGUGGACGACUGGGUGUUCGAGAUGAUCAAGACGAUUCAGAUACCGGUGAGGUCCAUGACCUCCGAGGCGAUGGCCUCGGGCAGCGAGGACGCCGUGAGGCGAAGCAUUUUCGUGGCCCUCUGCCUCAGCCUGAGGGUGGGCCUCAUUGUCGCGGUGGUGGGCUCGCUCUGCUGCGGCUGGCUGCUGCGGCUGGCGGGGGUGGGCCCCGGCUCGGAGCUCUUCGAGCCCGCGAGGGCUUACCUGGUCCCCAGGCUGUGGGGCACGCCCGGGCUCCUGGUGCUCCUCGUUCUGCAGGCGGCCCUGUCGGGCGCGUUCCGGAGCACCGGGGCGGUCCUGCGCCUCGUCCUGCUCGGGGCGGCCGUGAACGCGGCGCUGACCCCGGCCCUGGUGGUCCACGCGCGGCUGGGCACCGCAGGGGCCGCGCUGGCCACCGUGGCCGCUUGCUACGUCAUGGCCCUCGCCGCCUGGCGGGCCCUGUCGGGGCGGGGCUCGGGCGGCGCCUCCUGGGUGCCGCCCGCGGGCGCCCUCGGGGCCGCCGCCCUGCUCGGGCGCGGCGCGGGUCCGGGCGCGGACAGGGGGUGGUCGGCGCUGCUCCGCGCGAACGCGGCGCUGACGGUGCGCACGUUCGCGUCCAUCACCACGUGGCUGGCGGCGGGCGCCCUCGUGGCGCACCGCGCGGGCACCGCGCAGCUGGCCGCACACCUGUGUGCCACCAAGGUGCUGGUGAGCGCCGACGUCGCCCGGGGGGCCCCGCGGCAUGCGCGGUGGGUGGUCUGGCGGACGCUGCGCUUCAGCGUGGCCGCGGGGCUGGCCGCUGCGGCGACGAUGUGGUGGGGCAGGGCGGGAAUCGCCGCUCUGCUCACGGGCGAUCCGUCCGUCGCCGCCGAGUUUGGGGAGCUCGCCAUGCCCGCGGCCACGAUGCUGCUGCAGUAUGGCGUGCUCUGGAUCCUGGACGGGACCCUGUAUGGGCUCGGAGACUACGUGUGGCUUGCCGGGUGCGUGUCUGCGGCGGCGUCUGCAUCCGUGGUAUCGAUGUGUUUGCUCGGCCGCUCGGCGCGGAGCAUAUGGUGGUGCCUGAACGUCCUCACGCUGCUGCGCAGCGUGGCGGUGUGCCACCGCGUCUUCUUCGACUCGAGCUCUCCUUUGGCACCCGAUUCUCGGAGAGCUCGGCGAGGGCGGUGA